This is a messenger RNA of Saccoglossus kowalevskii, 4920 nucleotides long. It is a transcript of the gene fgfrb, whose product is annotated as fibroblast growth factor receptor B. The record is from RefSeq and is a predicted model, not a curated record. Gene Ontology annotation, cellular component: plasma membrane; signaling receptor complex. Gene Ontology annotation, molecular function: fibroblast growth factor binding; ATP binding; fibroblast growth factor receptor activity. Lineage: Eukaryota; Metazoa; Hemichordata; Enteropneusta; Harrimaniidae. Gene Ontology annotation, biological process: protein phosphorylation; positive regulation of kinase activity; fibroblast growth factor receptor signaling pathway.
AAUCAUAUCUCCAUCAGAAAGUUUGUCGGAUUGGUUUCACUGUUGUUAAUAGCUCGUGUAUAUAUAUGAUAUUAGCUACGUUUUUGGCGAGGUUGUGUGAUACUCCAAAAAUACCCCGAACAUGUUCAACGAUCCCGAGAGUCGACCACCCCCGCAAAUAGUAGAUUGACCACCUACGAACACAAUUUAUCACGCCGCCGUAAUGCAUGGAGAGCUGAAGCAGAGUAGCACUGAUUUUGAGUACGUAAGUGUUAAUCUGGAAAUCAAAAGGGAUUUUAACGUCUGACGUCGUACAUCACGCAAGGAAUGGGAUUUUACUGUCGACUGGAACGAAAUAUUAUGUAUUGACGCGAUUGGGACAGUGCUGUUUUGACUGUUGAGUGAACGAAAAAGCUGUUUACCCCGUUUUGAAUCGGACCACAUCGGCAGCACGACCAGCAACAAGCACUACAGCUCCAUCUACUGGCGGACUAAAGUAAGGCAUAACUUCGUAACUUCUCUGGACUGUCUGGGCAAGAUCUUAGAGUUCAAAACUGCAAGAGAUGUGUGGAACUAUCUCAAGUUCAUGAUGAAGUUCUUGCAAUCCAUCAUCGCAUUGUUGAACUUUAGUCUUAUUUUAGUUUUCUGUGAAGACAAUUCUAACAAUUUUCCAGACCCAUCACCAGGUCCACCAGAAUUUAUAGGAGAAUUGAGGUUACUGAUUGAAGCGAAAGAAGAUGAUAUGGUACGUUUUAAAUGCCCGGUUAUUGGUAACCCAAGGCCAGAAAUACGAUGGAUGCGAUAUGGCCAGGAAAUUCCAGAACAAGCACGUGCUUAUCUUCAAACAAGACAGAGUUUACGUAUACUGAGCGUGUCACAAGAAGUUGCUGGAGAUUAUUCCUGUGUUAGCACCAAUAAAUUUGGAUCAAUAAGUGCCAAUUUUACACUGCUGGUUAUAAAAAAGUAUCCAAGUGAGAAUUACGUGAGUGAUUCCGACGUUGAUUAUGAUGAUUACGUGGAAGAUGAGAGUGUAUCAGAAGAAGAAGAACAACCACCACAAGUCCUUAACCUGACUAUACCAAUGAAACCAUACUUUACUGAACAGAGGAAAAUGAUUCGUUCAUUUAUUGCUCAGCCAGCUGGAAGCUCGGUCAGGUUUCGAUGCCAGGCAGGAGGUAAUCCAGAACCAGAUAUUCAAUGGUUGAAGAAUGGCGAAGAGAUGGAUAACCGCAGGGUAGGCUACCGGGUGCGCUAUAGAAAAAAUGCAUUAGUAUUACAAGAUUUGGUACCUUCAGAUAACGGGAAAUAUACGUGUAUACUUUCCAACUCAAUGGGCACUCUGAAUUAUACAUAUGAACUUGAUGUUAUACCAAGAAUAGCUCAUCCUCCCAUCCUUCAGCCAGGAUUACCGAAAAACGUGACUGCUAUUAUAGGCUCAACAGCUGUACUAGAAUGUGAAGUGGCUGUGAGCGACCUGCAUCCACACAUCCAAUGGUUGAAACAUUUUGAAUACGUUAACUUCACAGAGAGUGAUGAAGAAUAUGCAUUUGAGGCUGUCGAGGCUGAAUGGUCAAUUAAUCCUCAGUGGACGUGUGACGCCAUGAUAAGGAAUUUAUUUCAGGAAAAACCUCCAUUUAAGUGUAUUCCCAAACAGACUGAUGUCAACUCGACAAUCAACUCUAAUCCAGAACGACUUGUUUUGACUAAUGUUACUCUGCAGGAUGCUGGGAAAUACACGUGUCUCGCGGGUAACUCUAUCGGAAUUGCCCAUAGUAGUGCAUGGGUUAAUGUCAUCCCACCUCCAACACCCACACCUACAAUGAACGUAACAACACCGUUCUUCACCUCAGCUGUUGGAGUCGACCAUUCAUUCAGUAUUGAAGGUAGUGAUACUGUGGUCAUCGUUGGAAUAAUCGCCGGAAUCUCUGUACUUGUCGUAAUAUGCUCCUGUAUCUUUGUAUGUGUCCGGGGAAAGAAACGCAAGGUUGUCAAAUCGGCGGUUAUCGUGGAAAAUGGUCUUUAUCACUUUGUUGAUUCACGAACUGAGAGACCACAUUUGAGAAGAACGCUAUCUGGUUCUUCCACUGGCUCUUCUGGUUCUCAGGCUCCUCUAUUACGAUUUCGAAGUCAGUUGUCUUCAUCACUAACCAUCUUAUCAGAAUAUGAAGUGCCAUGUGAUCCAGAUUGGGAGAUCCCGAGAGAUAAACUAGAGUUAAAAGAACCGCUAGGUGAAGGAGCUUUUGGGCAAGUGAUAAAAGCAGAAGCCAAAGGCAUCUUUGGAAAAGAUAAAACCACCACAGUGGCUGUUAAAAUGCUAAAAGUCAGUGCAACAGAGCGAGAGUUGUCAGAUUUGGUUCAUGAAAUGGAAAUGAUGAAAACGAUUGGAAAACAUCUCAAUAUAAUAAACCUAAUAGGAUGCUCAACUCAGGACGGUCCAUUGUAUGUUGUGGUUGAGUUUGCCCCACAUGGUAAUCUCCGCGACUUUCUGCGAUCUAAGCGUCCUCCGAACCCAGACUACGAUUGUGAGAAGACAAGAUUGGUGAAUAACUACGAGCCAUUACUUAACAAGCAUCUUGUAUCCUUCGCGUAUCAGAUUGCAAAAGCCAUGGAAUUUCUCUCUUCCAAACGAUGCAUUCAUCGUGACUUGGCAGCUCGAAAUGUACUCGUGGCUGAAAAUAAUAUUAUGAAAGUUGCUGAUUUUGGACUUGCCAGAGAUAUACAAAAUAUAGACUAUUACAGAAAAACUACAGAUGGAAGGUUGCCAGUGAAAUGGAUGGCCCCAGAAGCAUUGUUUGACAGAAAAUACAGUACUGAGAGUGAUGUCUGGUCAUUUGGAGUAUUGCUGUGGGAAAUCAUGACAUUAGGUGGAACGCCAUAUCCAUCAGUUCCCGUCGAGAAGUUAUUUGACUUUUUAAAGUCCGGAAAAAGGAUGGAACAGCCAGUGAAUUGUCCAACAGAAAUAUACCAUAUCAUGAGAGAAUGUUGGCAAAAGUUACCGAAACUCAGGCCGACCUUUAGAGAACUGAGAGAAGAUGCCGACAGGAUAAUCUCUCUCUCAUCUAAUACGGAAUAUCUUGAUCUUGAUGCUGUCGGUGACGCACCAGAGAACACGUUUCUAGACAGUGACUACCUGAUUGACUCUGAUUCCGGCAACUCAAGUGGAAGUGGACACAGUGGUGAACGUGCAGAACUUUGCCGACAUGUCUCAACGAGUGAAUCAACGGCGACUCGAGACAGUGCAUUUCAUGAUUGCGGUGAGGGCUCAAUGAGCUCUAUUGACACUAAAGGACAAACGCAUACAGCCAUCGCUCACACGCAAGAUGUGAUUGAAGGACGUACGCAGCGACUUAAAAGCAUUGAAUCUACCGUUUAGAUGAACUACGUCCUAACCACAUGUGCGAUCCAUGACUCACUAUGCAAUGUGUAUAUGAUUCUACAGCAAUCAUGGACUAUGUCGACCGUUCUCCCAAUCAGAAAGUGUGGACCAGUUAUUUAUCACAGGCUUUUGGGGGAUGGCCUUUCGUGAAGAGGAAGAAAAAAAACCUGUUUAUAUAUAUAUAUGCUACUUUUGUUGGUUUGAUACCACGAGAGUUAUACAGGUCUACAGAAUGUACCGUCUCAACAUUACAUAAUAGACCAAUAUGCAAAUAUCUUCCAGUGAUUAGCUGCUACACUGCCAUUGUAGACACCAGUACUGCCAGUAUUCAUGGAAUAUUAUGAUUUUUAAGACGACAUGCCUUACAAAGUGACAAUGAGACACUUUCCUUGCAUCUUCAUGAUGCGUAUACUUGCAAAAUCUAAAUCUCUGCCAAAAUAUGAUAGAGUGUAAUUUUUAUAAUUAAAAAUGAUUCAACCGGAGUGAUAAUUGAGAACAGUUUUGUUUAAUUGUACAAAAGUAUUUUAUAAUCAUGUUGUUUGUUUUUAAACAAGACAUCUAAUCUGUUUUCUGACCAUAUUUAGAUAGUUAAGAAGUUAGUUAGUUCAUUUUCCAAGUUGUCUUGAAGUAUAGUGUUGUCACCAGUGCAUAACAAUAGGUUAAUUGUUAUGGUACAGUACAGUACAAAGCUCUGGGGAAAACAGUGGAUUGCUUGGAUCAUCUUUUGAACUACUGGAGAAACUGAUAACAAAAUCAGGACAACUAUUUUUACAUUAUUUUUGAAAGUCACAAACCCAGCAAUUAAAAACUUAGCAAUGUACCAGACCAAACCGUUUUAAUUUCUUAUAUUCAACGCAUUACUUAAUUCCAGUAUUAUCUGUCUUUCCUAGGAGCUAGUUCCCAUGUAUGUUAUUUAGUUAAUAGUUAACCGACAAAUUACAAAAAAAAGUGUGGUGUUCACACUAGUAAAGCACAGAUGAUUUAAAAGUUUACCUGUCAGUGAACUAGCAUCGACUAAAAAAAGGAUUGAUACUUGGUUCCAAUCAAGUUACAGUAUGAUAUAGUUAUAUUUAAAAGUGAGCUCAAGCACUGCCAACUUGUAGUGUACUGGUUUCAUAACAGUGAUGUUUAUAUUUUAUACAAAUACUAUAUGUCCAAGAAGGGUUUUGGUGCGGGUUCUAUAUGAUGUGUGGCUAAUAUAGAGAUUGUAAAUUUAAAAGUAAGCUUACAUCACACUUUUUCGACUGAAAUGCGUUUUAAAGUAAAUUUGACGCAAAACUUCAUUCGCUACCUUUUCUUUAAAGUUAAAAAAAAAACAGUGAUAGUUCCAUUUGUAAAAUGGAAUAUUUUAGUCAGGUGUUCUGUUUCGUUUUUUUUUUAAUAAUGGUUGUUCUGUUCUUAAUGAAUAGAGUGGAUAUUUUUCACAAGUUUCGAAACAAAUUGUCAUUCAUAGAUGAAUGUCUACUGAUGGCAAGUUUUGUUAUCCCAAAGGUUCUGUACCUGGGAAUACCUUCAAGAUGGUUUCGUGUGAAGAAACGUGGAAUCAAGAUCAAUUAUUUAAUGUG